UUGGCUGAGAUUGUAUUUUAGGUAAUAAUAUAAUGAAUGUAUUAACUAUGAAAUCUGAAAAAGUAAAUUGAAGUUUGUUGACACUAAAGACAAUGGGUCCAGCUGUAAUCUUCAGUUUAGCCUUUUUUUAAGUCUACUCAGUCAGAGAAACAAAAGAGUGUUUUUAUGUAUGUAUAUGUCAGUUUAGUGUGUGUGUGUAUUUGUGGUGUGUAGAGAGAGGAGCUAAGGAGGAGGAAAUAGAUAUCCUUCACGUUUUCAAGUAGCUGUAGAGUCCUAACUCCCAAGCCAAUUUUUGCUGUUUGUAUUUGCAGAGCUGAAAGAAAUAGGGACCUCAAAAAAGGGUCUUUCUUGGGGCUUGGGGUUUUUCUUUUUCUGUUAUGUUUGGUUGGUGUGUAAAGAUUUCGGCUUUCUUCUCAACUGGUGAGUUAUUCAGAAAUUUUUGUUGAGAUCUUGAUCUGAGUUUGUGAAGAAAAAGGUGCCCAUUUUAUGUAUGUGAGACUCCAGUUUUGAUAUCUAUGGAGCAAACAAUUGAGAGGUCUCCUAAUGGACAGAGGGGUUUCAGGGUUCAAGCUCCACUGGUUGAUUCUGUAUCGUGUUAUUGCAAGGUUGAUUCAGGGUUGAAAACAGUUGUUGGGGCAAGUAAAUUUGUCCCGGGAUCUAAACUUUGUAUCCAACCCAAUAUUAAUCCUCGGGCACACAAGGCAAAGAACUCCCGCCGGGAAAGGACAAGGGUGCAGCCACCACUUCUUCCAGGACUCCCUGAUGAUCUUGCAAUUGCUUGUCUGAUCCGAGUCCCUCGAAUAGAACACAAUAAACUUCGUCUAGUUUGCAAGAGGUGGUUCAAGCUCCUGGCUGGAAACUUUUUCUAUUCUCUCAGGAAGAGUCUUGGUAUGGCAGAAGAAUGGGUAUAUGUCAUCAAGAGAGACCGUGACGGCCGAAUUUCAUGGCAUGCUUUUGAUCCGACCUACCAACUGUGGCAGCCGCUUCCACCUGUUCCAGUAGAGUACAGCGCAGCCCUUGGGUUUGGCUGUGCUGUCCUUAGUGGUUGUCACCUAUACUUAUUUGGCGGCAAAGAUCCACUAAAGGGAUCUAUGAGACGGGUGAUUUUUUACAGUGCUCGGACAAAUAAAUGGCACAGGGCACCGGACAUGCUUCGCAGAAGGCACUUCUUUGGUUCGUGUGUCAUUAACAACUGUCUUUACGUUGCCGGAGGAGAAUGUGAAGGGAUCCAGAGAACUCUGCGGUCGGCUGAAGUUUAUGAUCCCAACAGAAACAGAUGGAGCUUUAUCUCUGAUAUGAGCACAGCUAUGGUGCCAUUUAUUGGGGUUGUAUAUGAUGGCAAGUGGUUCCUAAAGGGGCUUGGAACCCACAGGGAGGUCUUGAGUGAAGCCUAUACACCGGAAACCAAUACAUGGAGUCCAAUGAAUGACGGGAUGGUUGCUGGUUGGCGCAACCCAAGUAUCUCUAUGAAUGGCAAGCUUUAUGCUUUAGACUGUCGUGAUGGUUGUAAGCUAAGAGUAUAUGAUGAAGGCACAGAUUCUUGGAGCAGAUUCAUUGAUAGCAAGCUGCAUCUUGGCAAUUCUCGUGCUCUUGAGGCUGCUGCUCUUGUACCUCUUAAUGGGAAGCUUUGUAUAAUUCGUAACAAUAUGAGCAUCAGCAUGGUUGAUGUUUCGAAUCCUGAUAAACGAGUGGAGAGCAAUCCGCAAAUCUGGGAGAAUAUUGCCAGUAAAGGUCAUUUGAGGAAUCUAUUCACAAAUUUAUGGUCAAGUAUUGCUGGAAGAAGUGGAUUAAAGAGUCACAUCGUGCACUGUCAGGUGCUUCAAGCAUGAGAUGAAUUACCAAAUUGUUGUAUCAUCAGCCAUGCUCCACUUUUUCCCCUUUUUAGCACAGAUGUUGGUGCUGAUUUUCGCACUUUUGACUCAAGUAUUUGAAAGAAUUGACCAUGGAUAUGGCUGGUGAGUACAGGGAAUCUCCAAUGCGGUGGAAUCAAGAAACUAGUGAUUGUUUCACCCUUUGGUAUCCAAACAGAGAUGCUUAGGAAAUAGAACUUUGGGGUAAGACCAUAUUUUACAUUCAUGAAAGAGGGAGCAGAUAAUUUCUGAACUUGUGUAUAUCUUCAUUAUUUCUCUAGUAGGUGUCUGUUCCCUAUCUUAUGGGAUAUUAGUUGCUCAUGAUCUUGAAGAUCCAUUGUGAAUAUAAGUGAUCAAGUAACGUUAGACUACAUCUUUACCAUAGAUAGAAUGACUUGUUUCUUGCUUCACCUGCUAUGCACAGAUUUCCUAGAUCCUGAUAUUUGAUUCAAGCAGUCGACCAGGUUAAGAUUAAAUGCAGUUUUAUGGAAAUAUUGAAAGUGGCAUUGUCUUAAUUUAUCCAUGUAACAAAAUUUAUCAGGUCUCACAAAUCCUAGUAUUUUACUUUUGAGA
Molecule: messenger RNA, 2423 nt
Organism: Sesamum indicum (sesame)
Lineage: Eukaryota; Viridiplantae; Streptophyta; Magnoliopsida; Lamiales; Pedaliaceae
Product: F-box/kelch-repeat protein At1g55270
Molecular function (GO): protein binding
Source: RefSeq, a predicted model, not a curated record